AUGGCAUACGAACAGCGCGGCGAGCGCGACUUUGCUGCUCAAAGGGGCGGUGGUGAAGGUGGCGGUGGAGCCUUUGAGGGAGGAGGAGGAUUUGGCCGAGGACGAGGCAGACGACCUGUAACUGAUUAUGGCUCCACCAUGGUUCAUUGGAUGCGCAAUCGCCAGCCCAGAUUCAAAGGAGGGUACCAAGGAGAGUUUGAGAGACCAAGCCCGAGCUACAUCAUUGAUAUUCUACCCCCUCUAGCCCGACUCCAAAAUCCCGCAGACUCGAUACCAUCUCGGCAUCUCCAUUCUUCCCUAAACAAAAUAAAGCACCCCGUCAAUGUGGUACGCUGGACACCAGAAGGCCGACGAUUACUCACCGCUUCCAGCAGUGGAGAGUUUACUUUAUGGAAUGGGACUGGUUUUAAUUUCGAGACCAUUAUGCAAGCACAUGAUGUAGCUAUCCGAGCCUUGUCUUACUCGCACAGUGAUGACUGGCUCUUGUCAGCUGAUCAUGACGGGAUCAUCAAGUACUGGCAACCCAAUUUUAACAAUGUCAAGGUCAUUCAAGGACAUAGUGACCCUAUACGAGACCUUGCCUUCAGUCCGAACGACUCCAAGUUUGUCACGGCCUCGGAUGACUCUUCGUUGAAGAUUUUCGACUUUGCCGGAGGCAUGGAGGAGUCCACUCUCAGUGGUCACGGAUGGGAUGCAAAAAGCGUUGACUGGCAUCCUACCAAAGGACUCCUUGUUUCUGGAUCGAAGGAUCAUCUUGUCAAGUUGUGGGAUCCUCGGACGGGUCGCUGCUUGACAACUCUCCAUGGCCAUAAAAAUACCAUUACAAAGACUGUAUUUGAAAGGGUCAGAGGUCAGUGUCUAGCAACUUCGGCACGGGAUCAAGCCGCACGUGUUUUUGAUCUCAGGAUGAUGCGUGACAUCGUUUUGCUCAAGGGCCACGAGAAGGAAAUCUCGACCUUGACUUGGCAUCCAAUUCACUCCUCGCUUCUGAGCACUGGUGGAGGCGAUGGAGCAUUAUUCCAUUACCUUCUCGACGAACCAAAUACCCCUCCUGGCGUGGCUCCUUCUGUAGCGCCAUAUGACACUCCUGACCCAUCUAUAGCCCCCGCCCAAACAAUAUACCCAGCUCACAAAAUUUCCUACGCUCACGACUUCCCUAUCUGGUCACUGGACUGGCACCCCUUAGGUCAUAUCCUCGCAUCCGGUUCAAACGACCGGGUCACCCGCUUCUGGACGAGAGCACGUCCAGGAGAUGUAGACACCUUCAACGACCGCUACCAUAUCGGCGAGUCAGCGGCUGAAGCCCAAGGAACCUGGGAUCGUCGCGGAGGUCGGCGACAACGACAGGAGGAAGAAGAGCAAGAAAUGGAAGACGAAAUGGAGGGACUGGUUGACCAACAAAUGCCAUCAAAACUCCCCAGUUUCCCAGGCAUCCCCGGCCUACCGCUUCCACAAUUUGGCAAGGACGGCAGUACUGCACUGCCUAAACCCCAAAUUCCAGGAAUGGGCGGGGCUGUUCUCCCUCCACCUCCUCCUUUCGGCGUGAGUGGUGUCAAUGUACCUCCGCCCCUCCCAGGCCUUGAUCCCAAUAACCCUCCCGAUUUCGCAAAACUAGCAGAGAUGAUGAAGAAAGCUGGCCUACCUCCACCCCCGCCUCCAAUGGCCGGCGGACAAUCGCAGUUUGCACCUCCGCCACCGGGAAUGCUUCCUCCCGGCCUAUUUCCACCUCCCGGGAAUUUCCAGAUCCCGCCUGGAUUUCCUCCCCCUCCUAUGGGUGUACCACCACCUCCAUUCCAAAUCCCUGGUAUGGGCGGGGGCCAGGGGAAUGAAAACAAUCAACAGGACAGCAGUGCUGCUAGUGUGAGGAGACGAGGCCCGUUGCCAAGUCAGGAGGAGAGUUUGAAAAUGGAGCAGAGGCAAGGGAAGUAUACUCGGUCGAGGUAG
Molecule: messenger RNA, 1944 nt
Organism: Venustampulla echinocandica
Lineage: Eukaryota; Fungi; Ascomycota; Leotiomycetes; Helotiales; Pleuroascaceae
Exons: 3
Coding region: 1-1944 (647 amino acids)
Cellular component (GO): mRNA cleavage and polyadenylation specificity factor complex
Molecular function (GO): protein binding
Source: RefSeq, a predicted model, not a curated record